This is a messenger RNA of Sorghum bicolor (sorghum), 3227 nucleotides long. Its product is annotated as probable polyribonucleotide nucleotidyltransferase 1, chloroplastic. Gene Ontology annotation, molecular function: 3'-5'-RNA exonuclease activity; polyribonucleotide nucleotidyltransferase activity; RNA binding. Lineage: Eukaryota; Viridiplantae; Streptophyta; Magnoliopsida; Poales; Poaceae. Bases 148 to 2805 code for a protein of 885 amino acids. Gene Ontology annotation, cellular component: chloroplast stroma; cytosol; mitochondrion. The record is from RefSeq and is a predicted model, not a curated record. The transcript is spliced from 24 exons. Gene Ontology annotation, biological process: mitochondrial RNA 3'-end processing; mitochondrial mRNA catabolic process.
AAAAACCCACACGGCGGAAGGGCAAAAGAGAGCGAGAAAGUGAUAAGGUUCGUGGGCGCGUCGCCACCCUCUCGUCUCGUCUCCCGCCCCGUUCCCGUCCCACGCCGUCGCGCCUCCUCCUCCUCCUCCUCCCACAUCCACCUCGAGAUGCUCGCGUGCCCCGCCGCGCUCCACCUCCUCCUCCCGGCGCCGCCGCCGCCGUCGCACCAGCACCAGCACCACCACGUCGCCUUCCCCGCGCCGCCGCUCCACGCCUCGCUCCCGUGCUCGCGCCGCGCGCGGAGGAGAGCGCCCAGGCCAAGGCAUGGCGUCGCCAGGGCCUCCGCCGCAGUGGCGGAGGAGGCCAGUAGCUCCGGACCGGCCAAGUUCUCCGUGAGGAUCCCCGUUGGCGACCGCGAGAUAUUGGUGGAAACGGGCCACAUUGGGAGGCAAGCGAGCGCUUCUGUAAUGGUCACCGACGGUGAAACGAUUCUCUACUGUUCUGUCUGUCUGGCGGAUACUCCAAACGACCCUGCUGACUUUUUCCCUUUAUCGGUUCACUAUCAAGAGCGCCUUUCAGCUGCUGGAAGAACUAGUGGUGGUUUCUUCAAACGAGAAGGCAAGACAAAAGACCAUGAGGUUUUGGUUUGCAGAUUGAUAGACAGGCCCCUACGACCUACUAUGCCUAAGGGUUUCUACUAUGAAACUCAAAUUCUAUCCUGGGUCUUCAGUUAUGAUGGCAUUCACUCCCCGGACUGCUUGGCUAUCACAGCUGCUGGUAUAGCCGUGGCCCUCUCUGAAAUUCCAAAUAAACAAACAAUUGCUGGAGUAAGAAUUGGCCUGAUUGACGACCAGUUUGUUGUUAAUCCAACUACUGAACAGAUGGAGAACUCAGAGUUAGAUUUGAUGAUGGCUGGGACUGAUAGUGCCAUUUUGAUGAUUGAGGGCUACUGUGAUUUUCUGACUGAGGAGAAGCUGCUUGAAGCUGUGGAAGCUGGGCAGGUGGCAAUUAGAGAAAUCUGCAAAGCAAUUGAUGUUCUCGUCCAGAGUUGUGGGAAGAAGAAAAUGGUCGAUGCUAUCAGCCUACCGCCUCCUGAACUCUACAGGCAUGUUGAAGAUAUUUCUGGAGAUGAGUUGGUGAAGGCAUUACAAAUAAAAGGAAAGAUUCCCAGAAGAAAAGCUCUUUCAGCAUUGGAGGACAAAGUUAUAAGUAUACUUUCUGAACAGGGUUAUGUUUCCAAAGAUGCCUCAUCUGGAGUCACUGAAAGUUUGGCUGAUAUUGUUGAGGAUGAGGAUGAGGAUGAAAUUAUAGUUGAUGGAGAAGUAGAUGAAGGUGAUGUUCACAUCAAGCCGGUUUCAAGGAAGCCCCCUCCUCAGCUAUUUGCAGAAGUUGAUGUCAAGCUAGUCUUCAAGGAAGUUUCAUCUAAAUAUUUACGAAGGCGGAUUGUAGAGGGAGGGAGGCGAAGUGAUGGACGGAGUCCUUGGGAACUUCGACCCAUUAAUUCUCAGUGUGGUUUACUUCCAAGAGCUCAUGGUAGUGCUCUGUUCACGAGGGGAGAAACACAGUCACUGGCUGUGGUCACUUUAGGUGGCUAUCAGAUGGCACAACGAAUUGACAACCUUGUUGAUACAGAGGAUUCAAAAAGCUUCUAUCUUCAGUACUCAUUUCCUCCAUCAUGUGUUGGCGAAGUUGGUCGAAUUGGAGCACCUAGCCGGAGAGAGAUUGGGCAUGGGAUGCUUGCAGAAAGGGCACUGGAGCCAAUUUUACCUCCAGAAGAGGAUUUUCCGUACACUAUUCGUGUCGAGAGUACUAUCACUGAAAGUAAUGGUUCGUCCAGCAUGGCUUCUGUUUGUGGAGGUUGUUUAGCACUUCAAGAUGCUGGGGUUCCUAUAAAGUUUCCUGUUGCUGGAAUUGCAAUGGGCCUGGUCCUUGAUACACAGGAAUUUGGUGGAGAUGGUAGCCCACUUAUACUUUCUGAUAUUACUGGAGCUGAAGAUGCCUCUGGUGACAUGGAUUUGAAGAUUGCUGGUAAUGAAAGUGGCAUAUCUGCAUUUCAGAUGGACAUUAAGGUAGUCGGGAUAACUCUACCUGUGAUGGAGCAAGCACUCUUUCAAGCUAGGGACGGGAGACAGCAUAUUCUGAAUGAAAUGUCAAAAUCUUCACCUCCACCAUCAAAAGCACUAUCUCCGUAUGCUCCCUUAAUUCAUGUUAUGAAGGUCAAACCUAACAAGGUGAAUUUAAUAAUUGGUUCUGGUGGAAAGACAAUAAAAAGCAUAAUUGAGGAGACUGGAGUAGAUGCUAUUGAUACUGGAGACGAUGGCACGGUAAAAAUUACUGCAAGAGACCUAUCAAGCUUAGAGAAGUCAAAAACUAUAAUAGCUAACCUUACCAUGGUUCCAAAAGUCGGAGAAAUAUACAGGAAUUGUGAGAUCAAGUCAAUAGCUCCAUAUGGUGCUUUUGUUGAAAUUGCUCCAGGGCGUGAGGGUUUAUGUCAUAUCAGCGAGUUAAGUUCAGGCUGGUUGGCCAAGGCUGAGGAUGCUUUUAAAGUUGGAGAUCGCAUAGACGUCAAGCUUAUUGAGAUAAAUGAUAAAGGUCAACUACGGUUAAGUUCCCGAGCUUUGCUUCCUGACGCGGAUUCAGAAUCCAACAGCGGUUCAACAAAAGAAAAGGCACCGCAAAAAGAUGAUGCCAUCAAGAUGACAUCGAGGAGACCCAGGCGCAAGAGACAGUCUGAGCCAUUUGGAGCUGAAAAUGCCACAAUAAAGACUCUUGAGAAAAGUGCUGCGGCUCCAGCUGGUUCAAAGGGCAGUGAAGUUGGGAAGUAGGAAAACGACGGUGACUUGUGCCUUAAUCAGACGAUUGCUUCACUUGACUGGUCAAGUUAAGGGAUACACACAUCAAUUGACUAUAUGAUUGUCAUCGGGCAUGACAAAGAAUUCCAACAUGAGGCAUAACUGUCUAAACCGGAUUACAAUGAAGAAGAUUUGAUCGACCUUGAUGUUAGACAGGUAGCGUGCCUGCUUUGCGGUACAGGACGUAUGCGCCCAUCCGGCAAUAAUGGUGCCCAGGACUAGAUCGUCACCUUGAUUAGCGGAACGGAUCGGCGUAACAGCCAUGGAAACUUGAUUGUAAUCUCCAGGAUAGUAUGUUUACCUUUGUGUUGUACUCCUAAGUAAUAACCUUUUGUACUACUACAUAUUCUUGCCGAUCCCGCCAAUGCAAACUAGUGCGUAACGUGAUUAGCCAA